GCCAAUGUUCCCGUCUCGCCGCUAUAAAUCGCAGCCAUCUUCUUCAUUCCUUACCAAUUCAAUCCGAACAUAGCUUGAGAUUGAUCAUGGCGAAGAGCAAGGCGAUCGGCAUCGACCUCGGGACGACGUACAGUUGCCUGGGGGUGUGGAUGAACGACCGCGUGGAGAUCAUCCCCAACGACCAGGGCAACCGCACCACCCCUUCCUACGUCGCCUUCACCGACACCGAGCGCCUCGUCGGCGACGCCGCCAAGAACCAGGUGGCCAUGAACCCGCACAACACCGUCUUCGACGCCAAGCGCCUCAUCGGCCGCCGCUUCUCCGACCCCACCGUCCAGGCCGACAUGAAGCUCUGGCCUUUCCGCGUGGUGGCCGGCCCCUCCGACAAACCCCUCAUCGUCGUCACCUACAAGGGCGAGGAGAAACGCUUUACUCCCGAGGAGAUCUCCUCCAUGGUGCUCUCCAAGAUGCGGGAGAUCGCCGAGGCCUUCUUGGGGCAGACCAUCAAGGACGCCGUCGUCACCGUUCCCGCCUACUUCAACGACUCCCAACGGCAGGCUACCAAGGACGCCGGCUCCAUUGCCGGCCUCAACGUUAUCCGCAUGAUCAACGAGCCCACAGCCGCCGCCAUCGCCUACGGCCUCGACAAGAAAGCCGCUCGAACAGGGGAAAAGAACGUCCUCAUCUUUGAUCUCGGCGGCGGUACCUUCGACGUCUCCCUCCUCACCAUCGAGGAGGGCAUCUUCGAGGUGAAGGCCACCGCCGGGGACACCCACCUCGGUGGUGAGGACUUCGACAACCGCCUCGUCAACCACUUCGUUGCAGAGUUCAAGAGGAAGCACAAGAAGGACAUCAGCGGCAACGCGCGGGCGCUGCGCCGCCUCCGCACCGCCUGCGAGCGCGCCAAAAGGACCCUCUCCUCCACCACGCAGACCGCCAUGGAGGUGGAUUCUCUCUAUGAAGGGAUCGACUUCUACGCCACCAUCACCCGCGCCCGGUUCGAGGAGCUCUGCAUGGAUUUGUUCCGCAAGUGCAUGGACCCGGUGGAGAAGGUCCUCCGCGAUGCCAAGAUCGACAAGGGGCAGGUCCACGAGGUUGUGCUCGUCGGCGGCAGCACCAGGAUCCCCAAAAUCCAGCAGAUGCUGCAGGAUUUCUUCAACGGGAAGGAGCUCUGCAAGAGCAUCAACCCCGACGAGGCUGUGGCCUACGGCGCCGCCGUGCAGGCCGCGAUCCUCACCGGAGAGGGGGACGAGAAAGUGCAGGACUUGCUGCUGCUCGACGUCACGCCUCUCUCGCUUGGAUUGGAGACCGCCGGCGGAGUCAUGACCGUCUUGAUUCCCAGGAACACCACCAUUCCCACCAAAAAGGAGCAAGUUUUCUCGACCUACUCCGACAACCAACCAGGCGUUCUCAUCCAGGUGUACGAGGGGGAACGGGCGCGGACGAAGGACAACAAUUUACUCGGCAAGUUCGAGUUGACCGGAAUCCCGCCGGCGCCGAGAGGGGUGCCCCAAAUCAACGUGACCUUCGACAUCGACGCCAAUGGCAUCCUGAAUGUGUCGGCGGAGGACAAGACUGCAGGUGUGAAGAACAAGAUUACGAUCACCAACGACAAGGGGCGGCUUAGCAAGGAGGAGAUCGAGCGGAUGGUGCGCGACGCGGAGAAGUACAAGUCGGAGGACGAGGAUGUGAAAAGGAAAGUAGAGGCGAAGAACAGCCUGGAGAACUACGCGUACAACAUGCGGAACACGGUGAGGGACGAGAAGAUCAGAAGCAAUCUGAGAGAGGAUGACCGGCAGAAGAUCGAGUCGGCGGUGGAGGCGGCGAUACACUGGCUGGAGAGCAACCAGCUAGCGGAGGUGGAGGAGUUCGAGCACAAGCUUAAGGAGCUGGAGGAGACAUGCAACCCCAUCAUUGCGAAGAUGUAUCAGCGAGGAGAUGGCGGCGACCAUCAGGGAUACAAGUUCGACGAAGGCGGUGCAACGGCCGGCGGCGGCGCCGGGCCCAAGAUAGAAGAGGUUGACUAAAGAUACUACUGAUGGAUUAUGGGCCUCCAAGUGCAAUUUGGGCUUUGGGCUUCUAAUCGUGUGUUUUUUUUUAUAUUAUAUUAUAUCGAUUCGGGUUGUCGUCAGCUAAUAAAUAAAAAUAGCUAUUAUG
Messenger RNA from Zingiber officinale, 2157 nucleotides. RefSeq names its product heat shock 70 kDa protein-like. The transcript has a single exon. Gene Ontology annotation, molecular function: ATP-dependent protein folding chaperone; ATP hydrolysis activity; heat shock protein binding. The record is from RefSeq and is a predicted model, not a curated record. Gene Ontology annotation, cellular component: cytoplasm. Gene Ontology annotation, biological process: cellular response to unfolded protein; protein refolding. NCBI's taxonomy places the organism in Eukaryota, Viridiplantae, Streptophyta, Magnoliopsida, Zingiberales, Zingiberaceae. Bases 87 to 2027 code for a protein of 646 amino acids.